Molecule: messenger RNA, 1383 nt
Organism: Sporothrix brasiliensis 5110
Lineage: Eukaryota; Fungi; Ascomycota; Sordariomycetes; Ophiostomatales; Ophiostomataceae
Product: CCR4-NOT transcription complex subunit 2
Exons: 4
Coding region: 1-1383 (460 amino acids)
Biological process (GO): regulation of DNA-templated transcription; nuclear-transcribed mRNA poly(A) tail shortening
Cellular component (GO): CCR4-NOT core complex; P-body
Source: RefSeq, a predicted model, not a curated record
AUGGCGUACGCUGCGGCUGUCAAGCGGGAGUUCCCCUCGCUGUCAAAUAACACGCAACUAGCAAACGCUGGCCAAGCAUCGUUAUGGUCCACGGCCGGCGCACGAAACAUUGGCAGCCAGUCGAUACAACGGGGCGCCAACACGCCCUUGUCGUCGCAGCAAGGCCAGCAGCAGGAGGACAUGUUUGGUGCGUCCACACGACUGCCGUCCAACCAAGGCUCCUUCCGCUUCGGCAGCCAGGCCGCCAAUAUUGGCCAGGCCAGCAUCGGUCAGGCGAGUAUCGGCCAGAAUGCACAAUCAUCACAGCCGGGCGCCAUCGACGAUUUCCCACCACUGAACCGGUCCGCCACCACAGGCGAGAUUGGUCAGGACCGCACGGCGAGCCUGAUGUCCAGUCUCGGUUACAGCGGCGCCCAGACGUCGGCAACUUCACCCGCGGCACCAGGAGGUGCAGCAGCAGUCGGCGCCCGCAGCAUAGGCAACGGCCUGCUCAACGCCCUGUCGGCCAACUCGGGAUCGCGAGUCGCCAGCGGUGGUAGCGAGGUGCGGUCACCAGUCGGUACACGACCGCAGGAGACAAGAAGCCUGGCAGCGGAGGAGGAGGCGGCGGCACGACAGAAGAUGGACAGCGAUGCUGCGUCCGCUUCUGCUGCUGCUGCGACGGCGGCGGCAAGUGCGACGCAGUCGCCAAUAGGAGGACAGGCUGGCGGGCCGGUGCGCGGUGCCGACGGGCGCAGCUCGAUUGGUACGAUGGGCGGCGGCGAUGGAGCUCCUUCUGGCAAGCUGCGGGAGGAGAGCGAAACAGCAAUCCACGCCAGCCAAGAUCCCCUGGCCGGCACGGCACCCAUCGACCGGUGGGGCAUGAAGGGCCUGCGGUCCUUGCUGAACAAUCCAGAGUACAGCGCCAUGAUCUCGGGGUACGGGCUGGACCUGAACGCGCUUGGUGUGGAUCUGAACACGAACGACCUCUUGUCCACGCAAACGUACUCGCUGUUUGACGGCGCGGCACCGCGACCCGCCAUGCCCAAGUUCCGCCUGCCCGAGUGCUAUAAGGUGUCCAACGUUGGCCCGAUCGAGAGCAAGAUUGCGAGCUUUAACGAGGAGACUCUGAUGUGGAUCUUUUACUCGUGUCCAAACGACAUCAAGCAGCAACUUGCUGCCAUUGAACUGAACAACCGCAAUUGGCGAUGGCACAAGCGGCAGCAGGUCUGGCUUACCAAAGACGACCUGAUGAUGCCGCAGGUCCUUAGCAUGAACCACGAGCGUGGCUUCUACAUUGUGUGGGACGUGUCGACCUGGCGCAAGGAGCGGACAACGAGGGAAAUUACUCUCAACUAUGGCGACCUGGACAAUGCCCCGGUUGCCGCAGGAGGCGCCGUCUAA